AGGGACUCUCUUCUUCUUCUUUUUUUUUUUUUUAAUUAUUAUUAGAGGAUUUCUUUUCGUCCUUCAAAGAGGAAAAAAAAAAAAAAAAAAAAAAAAGAUGAACGACGCAGAGGUAUCGGCUCGUGUUCAGCAGAUGGUCGAGUUCAUCCGGCAAGAAGCCGAAGAGAAGGCGAAGGAGAUCGCCAUAUCCGCGGAGGAGGAGUUCAGCAUCGAGAAGCUUCAGCUGCUGGAGGCAGAGAAGCAACGCAUCCGCAAAGAGUAUGAACGGAAAGAGAAGCAGAUCGAGACCAAGAAGAGAAUCGAAUACUCUAAUCAACUGAAUGCAUCGCGGCUGAAAAUUCUGCAAGCGCAAGACGACAUAGUGCGCGCGGUGAAGACGAAGGCGGAGAAGCAGUUGGCCUCCAUAUCCGCGAACAUCACAGCUUAUAGAGUAAUACUGAGGGGGAUCUUGGUACAGAGCUUGAUGAGACUGAGAGAGCCAGCAGUAGCGUUGAGGUGUCGACAAGGGGAUUUGAAAUUAGUGGGGGAAGUUCUGGACACAGCCAUAGACGAGUAUAUGACGAAGACGGCGUCGGCAUCGAGACCCAGUGUGGUAAUCGACACGCGGAACUACCUCGCGCCGCCGCCCACUCCGAAUCCUAACGAGGCGGAGGGGAGUUGGGGAGGAGGAGGAGGAGGAGGAGGAGGAGGAGGAGGGGGAGGGGGGGGGUAUUGCUCUGGAGGGGUCGUUAUGGGGUCAAAGGACUGGCGAAUUGUAUGCAGCAACACGCUGGAUGCAAGGCUUAAUAUCGCAUUCAAACAGAAUCUACCAGAAAUACGCAAAAUAUUGUUCGGAAAGGCCAGAAAUGGGCUAAAGAAGGCUAUUUGACAGGACUGUCUACGUGGGUGGCUAAGGAGGAGGGUGCCGUCUCACAGUAGAACUGGAGGGAAUGAAUCAGGCGGGAUUUUGCGACCACGCGCGUGGAGGAGAGAGAGAUCCGAAAUACGCGAAGGAAGGUUGUUCGGCAGGACCGUCUACACUGGUGGCUAAGGGGUAAGGGCAUUGUUCACACUAGAAGUCGACAGAGCGAAUCAGGCCGUAAUUGCGGUCAGGUACGUCCAGGGAAGCCCGAAGAUAGGCCGAGGUUGUUCGGCAGACGGUCUGCGGAGGUGGACAAGUCACAAGGGCGUAGUCACACGAGAACUCUAGGGAGUGAAUCCAGCUGCAUUUGCGGUCAGGUGCGUUCAGGACAUUCUCACACUAAAAUUUGCGGGAGUGAAUCAUGCAGCAUUUGCAGUCGGGUGCAUUCAGGAAAGUCGUUCGCCAAACCUUUCCAACGUGGUGUCUAAGUUCAUACUUAUUACUCACACUAGGACUUUUUGGACUUUGCUCUGGACGUGAUUACGGUCAGAUGCAUCUAGGUCUGGCCGUAAAGUGCCAGUGCGAGUAUGCCCUCACGGAGUCACGCUACAACUUGCACCCGUGAAUCAGGAAGCAUUUGCGCUCAGAUGCAUCCUGGAAAGUCUUUGUGUGGCUGUUGGCUCGUCCCUGCCUCCACGUGGACGAUGUCUGUGCUGUCCGUGAGGCAUUCAUUUAAACACCUACACAUUGAAACGCUCUCUCUCUCUCUCUCUCUCUCUCUCUCUCUCUCUCUCUCUCUCUCACGCUCUCUCUCUCUCUCUCACGCUCUCUCUCCCUGUCUCACGCUCUCAGACGCUCUCGCUCUCUAACACACACACACACGCACGUACACAAUCACACACAUACAGAAACACACACACACACGGGGUGUAUUGUCAGCGAGGGACGUUGUCGUGCUUGGGUCGUAGUCGUAGCACAUCCAUCAAAAGAGCGUCGGGACUCGGAAGUGUGUACGGUGGUGAGUUUCUCUCUUUUGCUCCAAGCUGUCAGUCGGCUGUCCCACUUCUGCUUCAAGCUGCAGGAUGGUGACGCCGUGGCAAGGUGCGUGGCUGAGUUGGGAGAGUGGUGGAGUUGGGAGAGUGGGGUAAUUCUUCUUCAAGCUGCAUGGCGCCGAUGGCGGUGUUCCAACUUCCAAGCCGUCAGAUAACUGUCGGACUUCAUCUUCAAGCUGCAGGGUGAUGUUUACUAUAUUUCCAGGACGUCAAGGCCAGAUCGACUCUCCCUGAGUCCCUGAUGCUCGAUAGUGAAUGCUACUACGGUGGGUAGGGACGACUUAGGAAGUUAGGAUUGUGGGUAAGGGCAACUUGGCAAGUCCCCCUGCACAAGGAGGCUGGCGCGUACUAGACAGUCUUGACGUCUUGACGAAACAUGUUGCGUAAAGUUGGCGCUGUAUGACCUCUGUUGAUGACUAUCAUGUAUGUGUCCGGGGAAGCCAUACUGCACA
Chara braunii is the source of this 2345-nucleotide messenger RNA. The record is from the annotation of a GenBank genome assembly. Lineage: Eukaryota; Viridiplantae; Streptophyta; Charophyceae; Charales; Characeae.